This is a messenger RNA of Knipowitschia caucasica, 594 nucleotides long. The record is from the annotation of a GenBank genome assembly. NCBI's taxonomy places the organism in Eukaryota, Metazoa, Chordata, Actinopteri, Gobiiformes, Gobiidae.
AUGCAUGGCUCUGUUCUGACCGUGGCCGACAUGUUCCAUCGCGGUGACUAUCACAUCGACGUGUGCAUAAACGACUACCUGGAUGUGUACUGUCCUCACUACGAGGAGUCGGUUCCAGAGGAGCGGACGGAGCGGUACGUGCUCUACAUGGUCAACUAUGACGGCUACAGCACGUGCGACCACACGGCGAAGGGCUUCAAACGCUGGGAGUGCAACCGGCCCCACUCCCCCAACGGGCCACUGAAGUUCUCCGAGAAGUUCCAGCUCUUCACGCCCUUCUCCCUGGGCUUCGAGUUCAGACCGGGCAGAGAAUACUACUAUAUCUCGUCAACCAUUGCAGAGAAUGGGAGGAAAACAUGCCUGAAGCUCAAAGUUUUUGUUCGACCAUCAAACACCUGUAUCAAAACUACAGGUGCACAUGACCGCGUUUUUGACGUAAGCGACAAAGUAGACAAUACGUUAGAACCACGAGACGACACCAGCCACGAAUCCGCCGCGCCGCGUCGUGAAGAAACAAAUGCUGCAACACAUCUCCAAAAAGCCACUCUGCAGGCCGUGUCGUUGGCAUGCCUAGUCGCUCUCUAUGCUUUAUAG